Messenger RNA from Klebsormidium nitens, 1613 nucleotides. Lineage: Eukaryota; Viridiplantae; Streptophyta; Klebsormidiophyceae; Klebsormidiales; Klebsormidiaceae. The record is from the annotation of a GenBank genome assembly.
GAAGAAUCGUGCAUUGCGCGGGCUGCUUGUCGCGACAUUGCUAGAGUCCGGCUAGGACUCGACUAGCUGUAGAUCAGAGAUCUGACACUGGACAUUGCACCAAUGCGGCCACCAAUGCAGAAAUCAAAUCAAACUGCCAGAGCUUUCGUAGGUUUAUAAGCGUAUCUGCAUUUUCCGUAUUCUUAUUCCAACACGCACGAUCUUCUCUUCCUUCCACAUCCUCCUGCGCCUCCAGCCUUUCUGCCCACGGAACAACAUCUUCGCAGCCACUUGUUAUCAUGGCUUCCACAAUCGCCGCUCGCGCCGCCACAUCUCUUCAGCUGGUUGCCCCUGCUCAAGUGGGCCAGCUGUCCUCUAACAGCAGCAUUGCCUCUGCCGCCCCGCUGCUGAGCGCCCGCCAGCGCUCCUGCGCAGCCGCCUCCACCAGUGGCUAUGCGCUGUUGACAGUGACCGCAAUUUUUGGCACCGGCAAGAGGGCAGCGGCCAAGGCAACCAGGUCCGUUAAGUCUGCUGCCAAGGGGGCAGCCAAGCUCACCAAGGGAGGGAAUGUGGAGAGCGGCAUUUUCGGCACCUCUGGUUCCACUGGCUUCACCAAGGAGAAUGAGGUCUUUGUGGGCAGGGUGGCCAUGCUCGGCUUUGCGGCGUCCUUGGUUGGGGAGCUGGUGACUGGGCAAGGAAUUCUGAACCAGCUCGGCUACGAAACUGGGAUCCCCCUUAACGAGAUUGACCCCCUCAUCGGCUUCUUCCUGCUCUUCAACGUCUUCAUUGCCAUCGGGGCUCUAGGAGACCGCGGCCGUUUCAUCGACGAGACGAAGCCCGCCCUGGCCAAGGCGGUCAUCCAGCCCGGCAAGGGCUUCAAGGCGGCGCUGGGCCUGAACGAGAAGGGGCCCGUCUUCGGCUUCACCAAGGCAAACGAGCUCUUCGUCGGCAGGAUGGCACAGCUCGGCUUCGUGGCCUCGCUCCUGGGUGAGCUGCUGACGGGCAAAGGUGCGUUGGCGCAACUGAACAUCGAGACUGGCAUCCCGCUGAGCGAGAUCGACCCUAUUUUGGGCUUCUUCAUCGUGGCCCUCGGCGUGGCCGCGAUCUCGCCCGCCUCUGGCAAGUUCAUCACCGACGACGACCUUGAGUAGAAGAGCUACAACGGCAGUUUUGGGCGAGUAGCGUGUUUGAGAUUUAGUUUGACAGGGGGCUUUGUAGGUAGUAAUGCUCGUGCGUUGAUUUGAUUUGGAUUUGGAUUUGGAUUUCGUAACUGCACAAGCCGUGCCCAGUUGCCACGCGGGCGGCUGAGAUCAGGCUAGAUGCCGUACACGCGUAGCCAAGAUAAGCUCGAAGAAACUAGAGAGCGCUGACAUUGUUUGAACGUUGGACUGUGUUGCCAGCGAAAGGAUUCUGAAAAUCAUAGGUAGUUGUACCAGGUUGUGCGCCACGAAGGAGUCAUAGUUAUUAUGAUCGAAAUACUGAUAAAUUGGCGAACCGUUCUGUUGAACAGAGCACGAUUAAAGAAGAGGGAGAUAUUCCACAUUCCAAAGACUUGUCCCGAAACCACUGGCACAGCUGUACGUAAUGAGAAUUUGCUGCAAAGCGUCCAACCACUGAAAUGACGUUUUCCAAAA